UAAAGCUCUAGAUCUGUUGUUCUGUCGUCAAGUCAGUUUUCCUGUUUGUGUCGACAUCCCCGAGUCGGUUAGCGUGACGUCGGUCGCCGUCACAUGAAAAUCUUCCUUUUUAGGACCAACUCGGGAUAAACCAAUGUUUUCAUUUCCUUAGCUGUCCGUUGCUGUCCUGUUUCCUUGAGCUCGAUGUUUAGAAUUUCGUUGUCCAAGGUUCCAUUGUCUCGCCCUGUCUUCCCUUCUAUUCAAAAUGCUCAGAGUAGAACGGUUGCUACAACAGUGAGGUGUAACGUUCCGCGGAGGGCUGACAUUCCGAGUCCAAGAGGCAAGAUAUCUACGCCGCAAGACUUUCUUAAAGCCAUUGGUCGUUCUUCAGAGACCAAAAUAACCAUAGACAGCUGGGACGCGUUCUGGCGUACAUCAGGAUGGGAUAUGAAGAAUGCUGGUUUGAGCAUCCAAGACCGGAGGUAUAUUCUUUGGUGCAUGGAAAAGUUCAGGCAGAAUCAACCGAUAGAAGGGUUUGCCCAUGAGGAGAGACCCAAGAAGAAAAUACGGGGUCGAGGUCCCGCUGUUCAAUUCGGAAAGCGUAUUCGCUCGCGGAGAGAUCGGUAGUUCCGUACCGUACUUCAGCAUAAUACCGCUCAGAUCUUUUCUUCAUUACACGCAUAUUCUGAAUUAUUUGACGACCUUUGUUUAAAUCGCGUUCAAAUCGCUGUCAA
This is a messenger RNA of Suillus subaureus, 713 nucleotides long. RefSeq lists its product as uncharacterized. Gene Ontology annotation, cellular component: mitochondrion. The transcript has 4 exons. Bases 184 to 606 code for a protein of 140 amino acids. The record is from RefSeq and is a predicted model, not a curated record. Lineage: Eukaryota; Fungi; Basidiomycota; Agaricomycetes; Boletales; Suillaceae.